Molecule: messenger RNA, 1321 nt
Organism: Chara braunii
Lineage: Eukaryota; Viridiplantae; Streptophyta; Charophyceae; Charales; Characeae
Source: the annotation of a GenBank genome assembly
ACCGGGUGGAGCACUACCCCAGUAGCGAAGUUGGUGGGUGGUGCACAAGCCUUAUCCGAUUUUGAGAAUCGGACUUCGGUGGCGGUCUGACAUGUCGUCGUGCCAGUUGGCUUCCGCUUUUUGUGCCACCCUGGACCAUUCUCUGGUUGCCACGUCAGCAACCAAUAAUGGGCACGUGGGGCCCACAUCGACUUCCUCUCCUCCGGCGUGUGGUUUGGCAGCUGUCCCAAGUGUCGGGCAGAGCUCGACACUCAGGGAGCGAUCUUCAGGUCGCUCAGCCUGGCAAGGCCCUGUUUCCACGUCAGCAGUAGGUGCCUCGUCAGCAUUAGGUGCCUCGUCAGCAUUACUUUCUGGUGAUGAAGGCGGAGCGAAGCGGCUGCGGAGAUGGGGAGACCUACUAGGUAGCAGCGAGUUGUCCUUUGCAUCGACGAUGCGUCGCCCGAGACGGCAUCAAUCGACCGGGGUGAGGGUAUCGGUGUGCAGGAGUCGUCACGGUGAUGGCAAUCAUCACAGUGGUAAUGGUGGUGUCGACAAGCCUGUGCGGCGAAGCUUCGCCGAAAUUUCGGCGAAUAAACCUCUCUUGCUCCAGGCUGGCCAGUCGCGACGCCGGGGGCCGGCGUCGUUGACGACAACACGUGCUCUUACUGAGGACACGUUUUGGAUAUCGGCUCUUCAAGCGACGGUGGUGGCCGUCGGGACAGGAGCGAUGGCGGCGCUGUCUGCGUUCGCUUUGAGGGAGGGGUUGAAGAGGGAACUGCAGAGGGAGGCGAAGGAGGCGAGGUGGAUGCAGGAGUCAGGUAUGGAUACUCGGGCGUGGAGGAGAGCACAGAGGAGGAGGGAAUUGGGGCCAGCGGAGGAGGAUGAAAGAUGGGAGGAGAAUGGGGAUGACGUGGGUGGUUAUGCGGAUGAGUACGACGAGGAGGAGGAGGAGGAGGAGGAGGAUGACCUGCCAGCGGGGAGAAGACGGCGGAAUCGGCCGGUUCAAAGAGAGUGAGGAGGAGGAAUAAGUGUGUCCAAAGGGGCCGAGAAAGGAAUAACAACGCUUUCUUGUUUUUUUUUUUUUUUUUUUUUCAAGAAAAGAGAGAUCGUUUUAUUGCCAAAAAGGAAAUGAGGAUGCUUGGACAAUUACCCAGCUUUGGUGCAGGCAGGCGUUGGGACGGAUUAUCUAGGGCCAGAAAUGGCCACAUCCAGACCGCUGCCCUGUUGAUCACAGCGCUUCCUUUUUUUUUUUUUUUCAAUCACAACGUUUUCUGUUCAGCUUAAUACCUGAAUAGUAAUGAGCAAGGUGAAAAAAAGGCAAAAACAAAGCGUAAGAAAUCAG